AUGUAAAAGGGUUUUUCCCCUGGACCAAAGGUGUCCUCAGAUUCCUCUUCCCGCAUCCUCUGGAGACUGACGUCGAAUAAGGAGGAGAGAAAUCGAAGAGGAAGAGGCAGGAGAUCGAGAUCGGGAUCGAGAUGCCGGUUUUGACGUGCAACGCGUGCAACAAGGAGUUCCAGGACGAGGUGGAGCAGAAGCUUCAUUACCGAUCUGAAUGGCACCGCUACAACCUCAAGAGAAAGGUAGCGGGAGUCCCAGGGGUGACUGAAGCAUUAUUUCAGGCUAGGCAGUCGGCCCUAGCUGAAGAGAGAAACCAGUUGAGUGCAACUGCAAUGUUGUAUGGUUGUGCUCUUUGUGGGAAGGAGUAUAGGAGCUCCAAGGCUCAUGAUCAGCAUCUCAAAUCACGAGCUCAUGCUAUGAAAGCUUCUCAAGAAUCAGAUCCUGCAAUUGCAGGAAUUACCAUAAUUAAGCCAAUUACUGGGCGCAUGCCAAACAAAUCAGCAUUGCCAAGCCAGUCCUCCACUGUGAGAGAAAUGGAUGACGAAGAAAGUGAAGAGAGUGAUGAUGAAUGGGUGGAGGUCGACCCAGAUGACGAGUUGGAAAUGGCAUCUGAAUCUCUGACUAAUCUGCAUGUAAAUGAACAAAAUUCUGGCUCUGGUGCUGACCAAUCUGAUGGCAUGGAUGAAGUUGAAGACUUGGACCCUUCAUGCUGUUUUAUAUGUGACCAAAAGCAUCAUGGCAUAGAAAGCUGCAUGGUUCACAUGCAUAAGCUGCAUGGGUUUUUCAUACCUGAUGUCGAGUAUCUGAAGGACCCUAAGGGCCUCCUUACAUAUGUUGGUCUUAAGGUGAGGAGGGACUUCAUGUGCUUAUAUUGCAAUGAGAGAUGCCAUCCUUUUCAAAGCUUGGAAGCUGUAAGGAAGCACAUGAUAGCCAAAGGUCAUUGCAAAUUACGAUAUGGAGAUGGAGGUGACGACGAUGAUGGGGACUUGGAAGAUUUCUAUGAUUACAGCAGCAGCUAUUUGGAUGCGGAUGGUAAGCAGUUGGUGGCUGCAACUGAUAUGGCUAAUAGCAUUGAGCUUGGAACUGGAGGAUCUGAGCUUAUUGUAAGACAAAGGACUGAUGGUGGGGUUCUUGUUCGAACUCUUGGAUCUCGGGAAUAUCUGCGUUACUACCGCCAGAAGCCACGACCUUCUCCUGCAAGAGAUAUUGCUCUAGCCAUUUCAUUAGCUUCAAGGUACCGAAUUCUGGGGUUGGCAACGGUGCAGUCAAAAGAGAGGAUUGUGAGGAUGAAAGUUUUAAGGGAGAUGAAUCGGAAUGGGGUAGAGGGUAUGCGCUCAAAAAUUGGAAUGAAGAGCAACGUUAUCAGAAAUCUUCCAAAUAAUGUCCCGUAUUAGCCCUGUUGCAGAGUUCUUGACCUGUAACAGCAGGUCUCUUCAUCUAGUAGAAUGGUGUGUAGUAAAAGCAGUGUAUGGUUAGUGAAUGAGAUUGCCGCAUAUAAAUUUAAUCAGGCUGGUUAUUUAUGCAUUCUACUUAGAACAUGGUCGCAUGAUGCUGUUCUCAUUUCCCAGCACUUUGUUUUGUUAUCAGAAUAGUUUUUGUAUGUUCAAACUCUUGAUUGCUUUUUUUGACGUCUGCAAAAGUGGGGUACAACCCAUAAGAUGCUGGGCACUUAUAUUGCCUCUUUUUGUUUAAUUAGAUAUAUAUUUUGAAGUUGGAUGGUAAUAGGAAAUGAUGGAAAGAAACUUGUUUAAGCCAAA
This is a messenger RNA of Phoenix dactylifera (date palm), 1751 nucleotides long. Its product is annotated as cytoplasmic 60S subunit biogenesis factor REI1 homolog 2-like. Lineage: Eukaryota; Viridiplantae; Streptophyta; Magnoliopsida; Arecales; Arecaceae. The record is from RefSeq and is a predicted model, not a curated record. Gene Ontology annotation, biological process: ribosomal large subunit biogenesis. Gene Ontology annotation, cellular component: preribosome, large subunit precursor.